This is a messenger RNA of Linum trigynum, 873 nucleotides long. The record is from the annotation of a GenBank genome assembly. Lineage: Eukaryota; Viridiplantae; Streptophyta; Magnoliopsida; Malpighiales; Linaceae.
AUGGCCGAAAAAUCCACUUUCCCCAUUCAAUUCCCCCACCUUACCAAAACCAAUUAUAAAAAUUGGUGCAUCCGUAUGAGAGCCUUGCUGGGAUCCCAAGAUGCUUGGGAUAUUGCCGAAAAAGGCUACGAGAUUCCCGUGGAGGAUUCUCGAUUAUCUCCUGCUGAAAAGGAGGUGUUGAGAAAGAAUCGAAAGAGUGAUCAAAAAGCACUCACUCUUAUUCAUCAAUGUCUUGAUGAAUCCAUGUUCGACCAAGUAGCAGAUGCUACCACAACAAAGGAAGCAUGGGAGAUUCUGCAAAAGGAAAUGCAAGGCGUAGAACCAGUGAAGAAGGUUCGACUUCAGACACUAAGGGGAGAUUUUGAAGCUAUUAAAAUGAAGGAAGGUGAAUCUGUUUCAGAUUACACCGCCCGUGUGAAGUCAAUCGUCAGCAAACUGAAGCAGUAUGGGGAGAAAAUUGAAGAGACCAAAGUGGUGGAGAAAAUUCUAAGGUCAUUAUUACCAAAGUUUGAUUAUGUGGUGGUGGCCAUGGAAGAAGCUAAGGACGUAUCAAAAAUAACGGUUGAUGAAGUCAUCAGUUCAUUACAAGCCAGAGAAGAAAGACUAAAUAAAAUAAAUGAAGAAUCAUCAGAACAAGUGUUAGCUACAAAAGCUACCACUGAGGAGAAAGAAGGUGCCCGAGGAGGAGGUCAGUACAGAGGUCGAGGCAGGGGCAACUACAGAGACAGUGGAAGAGCCCGAGGAGCAUAUCAAAGCAGAGACGGAGGAAAUUUCACCACGAACAAUUAUGAAACGUCCACCAGAGGCAGAGGUCGUGGACGUGGAAGAGGAAGUUGGAGAUCAAAUGAAGGUCGUGAUAAAUCCAACGUCUAG